Messenger RNA from Pseudogymnoascus destructans, 2990 nucleotides. RefSeq lists its product as uncharacterized. The coding region runs from base 561 to 2684 and encodes 707 amino acids. The transcript is spliced from 4 exons. Lineage: Eukaryota; Fungi; Ascomycota; Leotiomycetes; Thelebolales; Thelebolaceae. The record is from RefSeq and is a predicted model, not a curated record.
GCUUCCUGACUUCCUGACUUCCUGACUUCCUGACUUCCUACUUCCUGACUUCCUACUUCCUGACCUUUCUAAUCACCAACCCCAGCAGGCAUCCGCUCCACUUUCUCCAUCGGCCAAGGAUUACGGACUUAUUGUACACAUGAGCUUACUUGCAGCUGCUUAGCACCUCGACGCCAUUUGUUGGAUAUCUUCAGCCUGGACGUCCUCUUCCUGUGCCUGCCUUGAAUUGUUCAUUUGUGUCGAGUAUCACCGCAAUUGAACGAGCUUGAUCAUCGAGGGGACUCUGUUGCCGCUGAGUAUAUGUGUGCAUAAUUUCACGGCACUUUCUCCAAUUCUCUCCGUCCCACUCCCAGCCGGCGAUGCUGCCUAGGAACCGACUUGCCAUAUAAAACCGAACCUCUCUUGCUGUAUCAACAGUCAAGUUGCUGCCACAGCUCACACUGCUCAACUCUUUAUAUACUUGGUCCUCGAGGGAUAGCUCUGGGCAGUGUGAAGCGUUGUCAGGGCGGGGUGCACUGUGAAUGUGGAGAUAAGCAGAGGUGUAGCCUGUACCGCUCUAUAUGGUCAGCAGUAGUCCCACUGCUAUGAAUUGGGGACCACAAACGCAGACCUUUGGCGACCCGAAUGCCCAGACCCCGACCCCUCAACAGACCCCGACUUCAGCUGCCUUUCGAGAGAGUGCUUUGGGAACACCACAGGGAAAUAUAAACGCAUUUGACACCCAGUCUGGUUGGACACCAACAUUUGCCGAGGACUAUACAGUCUUCAAUGCAACUCCUGGCCGCCUCACAAAUACACAGAGCACAUUUGAGCCUUUCUCACCUGGUAACCCCACACUGGGGUCCUCAGCUCAUGAGGGAGUGUUUGAGAAUUCAGACACGAAGACGCCAAACAGACCAAACCAGCGUCUCCCGGAACCACUCAGUGGCCAGACAGCAACGCCGCCCCAGUCUACUGCGAAGGACUUGAAGAAGGAGAGACUUAGGCUGGAGAAGUCAAAUAUGCAACAUGAUGAGCCCUUUCUCCAAUCGGGGAUUAUGGGCCAGGAUGACUUUCUCGACUUUACUCAAUCCUCAGGUAAUAUGUUUUCUUAUCCCAUGACUGCUCCUGUACCAGUCCCUGCGUACCUGAAUGACGACAAGUCGUUCUGGGACCCUGAUAGCAGUAUGGCAGAUGUCUCAAUGGACUUUAUGGCUGAAGAAUCAUUCUAUGGAACAUCGCAACGAGUAGGCUCUUCGGAAGACUGGCCUCAAAGUCACCAAGCGUCCCAAGACUCCUUAGGAACUGUCCCUCUUCAACAACACGGAUCACAACCCCUUAGGCGGCACCGGCCAUUAAUGGCCAAACCCCCUGCCGCAAGCAGCGCAGUGCAAAGCUUGUCUAAUACUGCUUUCGACUUCAGCAUAUCGUCCAUGCCACGGGACCCCUUUGCGGCCGAUGUUUCCAGUGGUGUUGUCAACCCAGGACUUAUUUUCGGCUUCCCAGAAGUAACAUCGCCACUUCAUAUCAACCGGAGCAAUAGCAGACCUGCCCCCCAACGGUCCCGGUCGGCUGCUGGACUAACUAUGCAAGAACCAUAUGAACACCAAUACCGAGAGUCACUACGAGAAAAACCAGAGCCAAGGAGAUCGCGAUCUUUGAAGGAAAACAUACCCGAUCUAUCACAUGGCGGAGCUCGCUUUGGCUCUCCUGUAGAAGGCAACCGCCCAGGUCCUCGUCAUGUGACUUCUCACGAGAACCAGCCACCACCGAAUUUUGCAGGAAAAGGUGUGUAUAGUUCUGGAAGACAGUCACCCACAAAACAAGCCAGCCGGAUGAACCUUGCAUCUAUACCAGAAGCAGCUGGGCUCAACCCCCGGACUGCUGUGACUUUCAGUAUUGACGCACAUGGCCGAGCAAGGACCGAAACAACCAUAGUAGUGGAUGAUAGCAGGGCUUUUCGAAGAAUAUAUUCGCGGGCCUCGAGUGAUGGCUGGGAGUCCCCUCAAUCCGGAUCAUCAACGGAUGAAGAUCCCAUCACGAUACCGAGCAGGAACGCUUCGUUCAGUAUCCCUAACAAGCGGAGCAUGCCUAAGAUGGCCCAAUUCGAGACGUCGAGACAGCAUCGGUCGCGAAAGUCCGGAUCAGCCAAUUCGUCCUCUCAUGGAGAUUCGGAUAGCGAAUUUGAGACAGUAAUAGACGGCGGCAAAUCUGGAGAUGCCGCCAGUGCUCUCCGAAAAGCCAUGGGAAGUCGCCGAAGGAGCGUUAGCAACAUGGCAGGCACACAACUACAUGCAGCGUCCCGCACUUCAACACGUCAAAUUUUGGGGUCACAAGGCCAGUAUCAGCGCCAAUCAUAUGCUUACCAGCCAUCGUCGUCUAAUGCUUCACCGACAACCAUCAGCGAUCCAGAUGGAGAGACCCCUGCUACUGACCCGGGAAGCACCGGGAGCGAUAGCACCAGAUGUGUGUGCAGCAGUCGCGAUGGCGAUGAAUAUAUGAUCCAAUGCGAGUCUUGCGAGAAAUGGCUCCACUGCAACUGUGUCAAUGUUCACCCACAGCGCCUCCCCAAGGUCUAUAUUUGUGCAUUCUGCGUGCAGACUCCCAACAUGCGUGGCUCCCGUGUUCGAGGCGCCGUUAGGGCCAGUACUAUUCAGCUGGCUGCCUCACCGCUUGCGCAUAAAUCGUUUGAAUCUUGGCGGUGAUUCGAUUUUCUGUAUUGCGAGCGAAGUAGCGAGCAAAGCAUAUGUGUAUGUGCUAAGACGUUUUUUUUUAUCAGCGUACGAUACCCUUCCCACGACUUAUUUAUUAUCUUGUAGAAAGCAUAGCAAAGCAUUGUUCAGUUUUAGUAUGAUGGGCCGAAAAGGAAGAAUUUAUACGAGUAUUUAAGCGGCUUUUUGGACCUUUUGGACUUUUUGGAGAGAACAUAGCGAGAUAUCAUGUGGAAGGACGGACAAUGUCAUCUACAUCUAGGAAUAGGAUAGACAUAUGAAAUUUAUAAAUAAGAUUGG